This is a messenger RNA of Arabis nemorensis, 378 nucleotides long. NCBI's taxonomy places the organism in Eukaryota, Viridiplantae, Streptophyta, Magnoliopsida, Brassicales, Brassicaceae. The record is from the annotation of a GenBank genome assembly.
AUGGGUUCUAUGUUCAGUGGAAACCGAUUGAACAAGGAAGAGAUGGAGGUUGUGUUGAACAAAGCCAAAGAGAUCGUCUCCUCGUACCCUGUCGUUGUCUUCAGCAAGACUUACUGUGGUUAUUGCCAGAGGGUGAAACAGUUGUUGACACAGCUAGGAGCAAGCUUUAAAGUGCUUGAGCUCGAUGAAAUGAGUGAUGGAGGUGAGAUCCAAUCAGCUUUAUCUGAGUGGACUGGACAAACCACUGUUCCAAAUGUUUUCAUCAAAGGGAAACAUAUCGGUGGAUGCGAUAAAGUGACGGAGACUAACAAGCAAGGCAAGCUUGCGCCUCUCCUUACUGAAGCUGGUGCUCUCACCAAAACCUCUUCCAAGCUUUGA